AUAUAACAAUUUUACGACUUCACCGGUUCUGUUUUAUACUAUAAUGCUGACUGCACACUAUCAAUGUUCAGCAAUGUGUGCCGGAUCUGCGAAAGUUCGGCAAAAUAUAUCGCUUAAAAAAUACGUAUAAAACCGUUGAAAUGAAGCGCCGAAACAUGUUAUGUCGGGAGACUGUGUGCAAGUUUAACAAGAAAUGCCUACUAUGUAUCGUAAUAGUAUUUGCGAUUGGAUUAUCUUCUUUAUUUUACUGUAUAAAAUAUACUACUCAUAAUGUAUCGAAUCAAGCUAAACCAUACGCCGUAAUAAAUUCAAGGAUAUUGGCACCAGUAAUGAGUGCACUGAAAAACGAAAUACCAACUCACAAUGAAAAAACUAGGACCAAUCAGAGUCACAAAAUUGUACCACACAUUAUUCACGGAAACACUUCAACGAAUUGUCCAAAGAUACAACCACAUUACUAUAUUGUUGCAUACGCUACUACCAACCCGGGUUGUAGGAUGUAUUCCUGUUUUAACUACUCAAGAUGUCCCCUUGUUGACGGUUUUCGUGUUCAUUUAAACGAUUUUGAUAAACAUAUGACAGUACAUAAAGACUAUACUACAACUUUUUUUAGUAAAAUGUUGAGUUUUAAUAAUGUCGUUACCAUGAAGAAGGAACAAGCUUGCGUUGAUUUAAUCCUUGUUGAUACGAAUUAUAAAGGGAAAGUGUUCACAAAAACGUCCGAGUUGCACAAAUCGACGAGUAGAGCAGUCAACAAAACAUUGCUAAAUUUCGGCCAAACUAGCGGCAACAAUGUUGUAUGUAAUUUGGCGCAGGGUUCAUUGACGGAUAAUGUGGGGAAUGCCAUCUUGGCUCAGUCCACAUUCAGCCAGCAACAGUACCGACCAGAAUAUGACGUCAUCAUCCCACCAGCACAAGUUGCUAACAAUGGCGAUGUGUGGAACCAUAUUACUUCAAGAAUAGGCGCUAAGAAGAAAUAUUUUCUUAGUUUUCAGGGCAAGCCUUCAAAAUCAAUUAACAAAAUUAUGACAACAGCUAUGAAUGUUUUAAACAAAAUGGCUAAAUAUAGCCAAAAGUCUUAUAUCAUUCAGUUCAGUUGUAAGAAAGUUGAUAAACAAAUAGAGUUAACACCUGAAGAUUGGGCUUUAUGUGAUGACAGUGAUCAUAGAAGAAAAAUACUGGAAGAGUCUACUUUUGCACUCAUAAUAAUUUCAUCAGAUAGUAUCUAUGUUUCGACUACUGUUUUACAAACUAGAUUAUGCGAAGCAUUGGAAUCCGGAGCGAUACCUGUCAUUCUUGGAGGAGACAGAAUCCGCUUACCAUUCGAAGAAGUUUUGGACUGGCGCAAGGCAGUGAUUACUCUGCCAAUAAUACGAGUAUCUGAAUUGAAAUUCUUAUUGAAAACCUUUACGAAUGAAGACAUCCUAACAUUUCAGAGACAAGGACGCUUAUUUUGGGAAAGAUAUUUAAGUUCAGUGCAAACUAUUCUCGACACCCUUUUAGCUACGAUUCGAAGCAGACUGAAUAUUCCACCGAAAGUUGCAACUUCCAUAACCAACACGUAUAAGUUACAAUUGAAAAAAACUAAAGAGAAUUUCACAAGGGUAUCAUCACAAAGUUAUAAGCGGAACUUCACUGUAGGUUUGGUAAAUGGAUAUGACCAAUGGAAUGUGUGGGGUGAUCCAUUCACUCUACAUCCACAGUUACCGUGGGAUCCAUUGAUAACUCCUGAAUUGGGGGAGUCAACAGCAAAGCAGUUUGGCCACAACUGUUUGGAUCAUGUAGAUAAUUCUGCAGAAAAGUUUACGAUUGUUAUCCUGGCACACGAUAGAUUCACACCGCUGCCGCUGGCUCAAAGUCUUAAAUUGCUUUCUAACAUCUCUAAUCUAAAUAAGAUUCUUGUAGUUACCAGUGAUCAAUUUAACAUAUCAACAGAUGGAUGGCCGAAACUUGAUGUUUCUAUAAUAACAGUUAAACGAACGAAAAAAUCGCCCAGUAACCUUUUUCUACCUUAUGACUUGGUUGAUACAGAAGCAGUGUUAUGUUUAGAUGAAGAAUUUAUUUUGACUCCAAAAGAAAUCAACUUUGCAUUCAAGAUAUGGCGUGAGCAUCGAGAUCAAAUUGUGGGUUUUCACGGUCAACAUUAUGCAUUGGAUAAAACUAAUACUGGUCUCAAACAUCCGACGAUACAUAAAGUAUAUCAUAAUAAUAAUUCUAUUCAAUGCGAGGCCAGCAUUGUACUGCCUGCAGCCGCAUUCAUCCACCGUUACUACUUAUGGGCCUACUGGCAGUACCUACCUUUACCUAUCAGGAGAUACGUGAACAUGCACCAGAAUUGCGAAGAUAUAGCCAUCAAUUUCUUAGUCUCCCACAUCACCAGGAAGCCUGCGGUUUUGAUUGAACCAAUUCCCACAGGGGUAAACAAUAGUAGCAAAAAAUUACAUCACAAGCCGUUAACAGAUCGUCAUAAAAACUAUGAAGACAAGCAAGCAUGCUUACAAUUUUUUACUAAGGUAAUGGGUUACAAUCCGUUGCUUACCAUACACCAUCAAGUUAAGAUCUACUCAAAACAAAUUGAUUGAAUCGUGUCAAAAUAAAUAAACGCAUAUUAUUAUGAACCUGAAGGACCCACAAACUCAGCAUGAAAAGAGAUAAACGCUUUUGUUAUUAAAUAAAUUAAAUUAAAAUUA
Molecule: messenger RNA, 2690 nt
Organism: Plodia interpunctella (Indianmeal moth)
Lineage: Eukaryota; Metazoa; Arthropoda; Insecta; Lepidoptera; Pyralidae
Product: exostosin-3-like
Exons: 9
Coding region: 141-2582 (813 amino acids)
Cellular component (GO): membrane
Molecular function (GO): glycosyltransferase activity
Source: RefSeq, a predicted model, not a curated record